GAAGAGCGGACGGAUCGCACAAGAGUCCUACCGUUUCCCUUCACAGAGCACGACCGACUGCCAGUUCCGAAAUAAGUACCCCCAGGAACCAUCACACGGCUCGCCUUUCCAUUCUCCUCUCUCUCCUUCUCUCCUUCCACCCACCAGCCAACACCUCGACUCGACGAGUUUUUUCUGCCUCGUCCAGACCAGUGCAGGCCACGCGUGCUUAAUAUUUCUUGCGAAGUCUUCUCUCUCAGUGAUACCCGAUACCCAUUUUUUCUUUUUUCUUGAGAUACCCAGAUACCCUGCUUUUUGCAACCACCCAUCACACAAUCAAAAAUGGCCGACACAACAAAGCCCGUUGAGGUCCCUGCGACCACCGCUCCUGUCGCCGAGCCCGUUGUCGAGACGAAGCCCGCUGAGGCCAGCCCCGCCGUUGCUGAGGUUUCCGAGACUGCUCCUGCUGUCGAGGCUACCCCUGCCGCCGCCACCGAGACUGAGAUCGCCGCUGAGGCUCCCGCUGCCGAGGCUGAGGAGGCCAAGAAGGAGGAGGCCAAGCCUGUUGAGGAGGGCCACCUCGAGCACAAGGGCCAGGGCGCCAACUUCCCCAAGAACUUCCUCUACACCAAGACCCUGUUCUGGUUUGGCUCUGAGCCCGUCAAUGUCAAGGAGAUCGCCAGCUUCAAGGCUGAGAAGGCCGCUGAUGUCGCCCAUCACGUUGCCUCGUGGGCUGCCGAGACCGGCAAGGGUCUCCUUUUCUACAGCGAGAAGGGUGACAAGGCUGCUCCCAACGGCGCUAUCCAGCUUGCUGAGGCUACUGAGCCCGUUGUCGAUGGCACCAACAAGUUCCACUUCUCUUCCAAGGGCCACAAGCACACCUUCAAGGCCCCCACUGCCGCUGACCGUGACAACUGGGUUGCCCAGCUGAAGGCCAAGAUUGCCGAGGCCAAGGAGCUUGCCGCCACUGUCACCGAAUCUGAGACCUACAAGAAGACCCUUGAGAGCUUCAAGCCUGCCCCCGUCAAGAAGGAGGAAAAGGCUGCUGAGCCCGCCGCUGAGGUUGCCCCUGCUGCCACCACUGAGGAGGCCGCCGCCGCCGUUGCCGAGGCUCCUGUUGAGGCCGCUGCCGUCGAGACCCCCAAGGAGGAGGUCAAGGAGGAGGAGAAGAACGAGGAGGUCAAGAAGGAGGAGCCCAAGCGUCGCUCCGCCAGCCGUAAGCGCGCUUCCAUCUUCGGCAGCCUCCUCGGCAAGAAGGAGGAGAAGAAGGCCGCCGAGCCUACUGCUGAGACUCCCGCUGCCACUGCUGAGGAGCCUGCCGCUACCGAGGCGCCCGCUGCCACCGAGGCUCCUGCUGCUGAGGUUGCUCCCGCUGUCGAGGCUGCCCCCGUUGCUGAGACCACCACCGAGGCUGCCCCUGCCACCACCGAGGCUGCGGCCACUGAGGCCAAGCCCGAGGAGAAGGCUGAGGAGAAGAAGGAGGAGGUCGCUGAGGCCCGCCCUGCUGUCCCUACCAAGCGCUCCAGCAUCUUUGGUAGCCUCCCCUUCGGCAAGAAGAAGGCUGCUCCUGUUGCUGAGGCUCCCGUCAAGGAGACCCCUGCUGCCACCGAGGCCGUUGCCGAGACUGCCCCUGUGAUCCCCGCCGUUGAGACCACUGAGCCCCUCUCUGCUGAGGUCUCUUCCCCUGCCAACGUUCCCACUGAGACCACUGAGGUUGCUGCUGCUCCUGCCGAGACCAACGGCGAGACCAGACCUGCCGUUAAGAGCGACAAGCGCAAGAGCUCUCUCCCCUUCGGCCUCGGCAAGAAGAAGGAGUCUGCUUCCUCUGACGAGGAGGGCGAGAAGGUCAAGUCCCCUUCUGCCUUCUCCAAGUUCCGCGCCACCAUCAAGGGCAAGGGCAAGGCCGACAAGGUCGAGGAGAAGAAGGAGGAGACCCCUGCCGCCACCGAGGCUGUCGCCGAGGAGAAGGCUGAGGACAAGGCCGAGGAGAAGAAGGAGGAGGAGGCUGUCAAGCCUGCCGAGACCGCUGACGUUGCUGCCCCCGUCGUUGCUGCCGAGGAGGAGAAGCCCAAGCCCGCCGAGGCCGCGCCUGUCGUCACCGCCACUGCUUAGAGAACGAGGCGUAUUCCCCUUGAGCAAUCUCAAUGUCGGUGAAAGACGUAUGGAAACGAAACCACGAAAACAUAGAGCGAACAUUCACGAAUGACCACCGCAUAAUCAUUCCAUCACACGCAACCCCCUCGCUGAGAGAUAUUUAAUACACACAACACACCCCCUUAUACCCUUGGGUUUUGUCGGAAACGGAUCUGCAUUUCAGAGUCAAGAUACCCGUCAGGACUGAAAAUCCAUCUGGCUGUCAACAAUCACUUGGUCCGUGGCACGCUUUCUUUGCCGUGGCCCUAUUGCUCAGAUAGGACUCGAUCUUGAUCACCUCCAGUCUUUUUUUUUACUGCUUGCUUUGCUCGUUUUUGUUUUUGGCUUUGGUGUUUUCCCACUGGAUGAUGUUGCGCACGCAGUCAGAGUUUUUCCUGUUAUUUUCUCUUUUUGAUACCCAAAGUAUACCCCCCCCUUUCGGUCCGCAUCAAGUCAGUCGUCUGUUUAUUGGCUUUUUUUGGGUCAUGCAAGGGAAGGCAAAGGAGGUUUGUGGGAGGGAUGAUGAGGUGGGCUAAAAAGGGGAGAGUGUGCACACACUACGGUGUGGUGGAUUGCGUGAGUGGAUUUCGUGUUGGUGUGGUUGUUGGUUUCGUGUUUGUUGGUGUGUGUGUGAUGGAUGUACACGAGGACGGAUGAACAUGUGGUGUGGUGGUGGUGGUGGAGCGGAGAAUUUAUUCUGUCUCUUGUUUCUUACUGCGCUUUUGUGUCUGGGCUGUCUUGAAUAAGGGGCGGCUUUGCGGGGGAGAGUGCAGGAUGGGAAUGGGAGUUUAAGAGUAUGAACACUUUUUUAAUAGCUAAUUAAUAUACCUCUCGCGUGCUGAGUUCG
Podospora bellae-mahoneyi is the source of this 2959-nucleotide messenger RNA. RefSeq lists its product as uncharacterized. NCBI's taxonomy places the organism in Eukaryota, Fungi, Ascomycota, Sordariomycetes, Sordariales, Podosporaceae. The coding region runs from base 322 to 2091 and encodes 589 amino acids. The transcript is spliced from 3 exons. The record is from RefSeq and is a predicted model, not a curated record.